Molecule: messenger RNA, 261 nt
Organism: Gongylonema pulchrum
Lineage: Eukaryota; Metazoa; Nematoda; Chromadorea; Rhabditida; Gongylonematidae
Source: the annotation of a GenBank genome assembly
AUGGUUUUUCAGGAAACAGAAAAGGAGCCAUUCAUCAAAAAUAUCCUGCCGGUAGAACUAGCAAAACUGGAAAAAUUGAUUACGACACGAAUGGGAGGGGAAAUGUUCGUCCUUGGAGACAAGAUUUCAUUCGCAGACUAUGUUCUUUUUGAGGAACUCGACAUUUUGCUGAUUCUCGAUUCGCACUGUCUGGACAAAUUUCCAUUGCUGAAGGAAUAUCACAGACGAAUGGCUGAAGGACCGAAUCUCAAGGUAACCUAA